AUGGCUCAAGCGCCAAGUUAUCAGAGUGCCAUUGUCAAACAGGUACUAGCUGGUGAUUCAAUAAUUGUACGCGAUCAACCACGUGGUGGUCCUCCACCUGAAAGACAAUUAAAUCUAUCCGGCAUAACUGCCCCAAGAUUAGGUCGCCGAAGUGGCGAUGGAAAGCAAGACCAAAAAGAUCAGCCAUAUGCUUGGGAAAGUCGUGAAUUUUUAAGAAAGAAACUCGUUGGCCGCAAAGUUUCAUUUUAUGUUGACUAUAAAGUCCCAUCAACUGGACGCGAGUAUGCGGUGGUACUUUUAGGGCAUGAAAAUAUUGCUGAUCUUAUAGUCGCUGAAGGGUUAGCAACUGUCAGAAAAGCAGGAGGAAAAGCGAGCGAAGAGCAAACUAGAUUAAGCGCUAUUGAAGAAAUCGCACGCGCAAGUAAAAAAGGUGUUCAUAAUGAUGAGGAAGAAAGCAAGAAUAUCAGAGAUGUUAAAUGGAAUAUCAGCAACGCUAAUCGUUUCCUUGAGCAAAAUAAAGGAAAAGAAUUUAACGCUAUUAUCGAACAUGUUCGAGAUGGUUCAACCGUUCGCGCUUUUCUCGAGGCUGACCACCAGUAUAUAACAAUACUGAUGUCAGGUAUCAAGGCUAAAUUCUUCACAGAAUCAAGGAUAUUACAAAGGGAUGUGAAAGUAACUCUUGAAGGUAUUUCUAAUCAGAAUUUCAUUGGGACGAUCAAUCAUCCGAACGGCAAUAUAGCGGAAUUUCUACUACGUGAAGGACUUGCGCGAUGUAUAGAUUGGAGUAUGGCUGUUAUGAGCACUGGUAAGGAGAAGCUACGUGCAGCAGAAAAGCAAGCUAAAGGAAAACACGCCAGGAUAUGGAAGUCUUAUAAGCCUUCGGUGUCUAGCGUCAACGCUAAUGAAAAGGAAUUUUCUGCUAAGGUAAUGGAAAUAGUAAAUGCAGACACAAUUGUGGUGAAAUUAGCGGAUAACACAACCAAAAAAAUCACAUUCUCUAGCCUGCGUCCUCCUAGUAAUGUAGCUGAAGCUCUAAUCGGAAAAGGCUAUGCAACGGUACUCCGUCACAGAAGUGAUGAUGAACAGCGUUCUUUGCGCUACGAUGAUUUAUUCUCCGCCGAAAUGAGAGCACAGAAAGGUAGCAAAGGCCUUCACAGUAAAAAUGAAUCAUCCGCACUCCGCAUUGCCGACGUCUCUGGAGAUUUGGCAAAGGCCAAGCAAUUCUUGCCAUUUUUGCAGCGUGCUGGACGAUCUUCUGGUGUUGUAGAGUUUAUUGCAAGUGGAUCACGUCUACGUGUCUUCAUUCCAAAAGAAACAUGUUUAAUAACAGUAUUACUCGCAGGUAUAUCGUGUCCAAAAACAAAGUCUCAACGUAGCCAAGCAGAGCCGUAUGGCGAAGCAGCUUUGGAAUAUACUAAAAGCCUUUGUAUGCAAAGAGAUGUGAAAAUUGAGGUUGACGGUACGGAUAGGGCUGGUAACUUUAUUGGAUGGAUUUUUGUUGACAGCUUAAAUAUUUCAGUAGAACUUGUCAAGAACGGCCUAGCUAAAAUUCAUUUUUCGGCCGAAAAGUCAAAUUAUUAUAACGAAAUGCAAACAGCUGAAGAAGCUGCGAAGAAAGCGAAAAUCAAGGUAUGGGAAAACUUUGCUGAACCUGAAGAGAAGGAAGAAGAAGAAGAGAUCAUACCAGAAACACCUAAGGAAACAAAAUCUAGAAGGAAAAAUAUAAUAGUCACCGAAAUUUUGGGGAUUGACCAUUUUUAUGCUCAGCAUAUUGAUGCAGGACCAAAACUUGAAGCUUUGACUAAUCAACUACGAAGUGACCUCAAAUCGAAUCCGCCAAUUCCUGGCUCAUACAGCCCUCAACCACGCGCGUUGUGUGCGGCAAUGUAUGAAGACGACGAAUGGUAUAGGGCACAAAUAGAAAAAGUUACUUCAUCGUCAGCUAUUGAAGUCCUGUAUAUCGAUUACGGAAAUAGAGCCACCGUCUCAACUUCUAGGUUAGCCCCGCUUCCUUCCGCUUUUCACAGUGUUCCUCCUCAAGCUCACGAAUAUCAUUUAGCUUUAGUUCAAGAACCAUCUGAUGUAAAUAAAGACUGUUCUACAAUCAGUAACGAUAACGAACAACAGUUGGGAUUGGAGGUUGAAUUCAAGUUACAAAAUCAAGAACACGUGUCGUUGUAUACUGCUGAUCAACUGAACGUAGCUAAGGAGCUCAUUAGCAAAGGUUAUCUACAAGUUCAAAAUCGAAGAGAAAAACGACUUGCUAAAUUGGUGACUGAGUUCAAAGAGAGUGAAAAUAUCGCAAGAAUGGACAGAUUAAACAUCUGGCGAUACGGUGAUAUUACUCCUGAUGAUGCAAGAGAAUUUGGUUAUAGCAAGUAA
This is a messenger RNA of Trichoplax adhaerens, 2382 nucleotides long. RefSeq lists its product as uncharacterized. The record is from RefSeq and is a predicted model, not a curated record. Gene Ontology annotation, cellular component: RISC complex; nucleus; cytosol. Gene Ontology annotation, biological process: mRNA catabolic process; regulatory ncRNA-mediated gene silencing. The transcript has 28 exons. Bases 1 to 2382 code for a protein of 793 amino acids. Gene Ontology annotation, molecular function: nuclease activity; RNA binding. NCBI's taxonomy places the organism in Eukaryota, Metazoa, Placozoa, Uniplacotomia, Trichoplacea, Trichoplacidae.